This is a messenger RNA of Dacryopinax primogenitus, 345 nucleotides long. RefSeq lists its product as uncharacterized. Lineage: Eukaryota; Fungi; Basidiomycota; Dacrymycetes; Dacrymycetales; Dacrymycetaceae. The transcript is spliced from 3 exons. The record is from RefSeq and is a predicted model, not a curated record. Bases 13 to 285 code for a protein of 90 amino acids.
AGCAGGAACAAGAUGGCUUCCACCGUCUACCGCUACCUCCAACGUCAAGCGCACGAACAGCCCGUCUACUUCUGGAGCAUCCUCAUCGGCCUCGCGGGGCCAGCGAUGCUCGUCACAGUACCCCCAAUCCGGAGGCGUAUGGGCUAUGUCAGGCCCGAAGACCCACCUUACACUUACCCACUGCCUAGGCGAGAACGGAGAGCUACUGUAGGGUUCGAGGAUCCUGAGGAGUGGGCGGGAAAAUGGGACUUGCCUAAAAGGGGUUCGACGCGGCCGAAUGAGUAAAUGUGCCUUGUGGGAGCGUAUAUGCUCAGAAGAGAAUGAAACAACACACGACUAAACUGU